Beta vulgaris subsp. vulgaris (sugar beet) is the source of this 1470-nucleotide messenger RNA. RefSeq names its product putative pectinesterase 11. Lineage: Eukaryota; Viridiplantae; Streptophyta; Magnoliopsida; Caryophyllales; Amaranthaceae. Gene Ontology annotation, molecular function: pectinesterase activity. The record is from RefSeq and is a predicted model, not a curated record. The transcript has 5 exons. Gene Ontology annotation, biological process: cell wall modification. Bases 168 to 1280 code for a protein of 370 amino acids.
ACCUUGAUUUUUACGUACAAAAUAUACUCAAACAUAAAGAUUCAACCACCUUUACUUGAUUCAUCUUCAACAAUAGAGAAUAAUUAGCUUUGUACUUUCCUCUAUUCUUCCUCUUUUUUGCACUUCCAUCGAGUAAGGAGGAUAAUUUGUUGCAAGAAAUCAAUCACAUGCGCACAUGCAUGGGAGGAAGUAGUGGCCUUUAUAUUAAACGACGUCUUAAUGAAAAUCAUCACAACUACUCUUAUAUUGUUCUCUUGUUUUUUGGCAAAUAUAUUGUAGUACUCUUCAUUGUUUUGUCCACGCUUAUGGCUUCCUCCUCGUCGUCUACUACUAAGGCUACCACCGCUCCCACGGACCCGUCGACGGCGGUCCUUAUCCGAGUCGAUCAAUCGGGUCAGGGUAACUAUAGGAAGAUACAAGAUGCCAUUGAUGCUGUGCCCUCUAAUAAUACUGAGUUUGUUUUCAUUUGGGUUAAGCCUGGAACUUACAGGGAAAAGAUUGUUGUUCCAGCUACCAAGCCCUACAUAACUCUAAGUGGAAAUCGAGCAAAUGAUACUAUCAUAACAUGGGAUGCUGGUGGUCACAUAUAUGAUUCCGCUACUGUUUCUGUGUUCGCUUCUAAUUUUGUGGGGCGAUACCUUACAUUUGAGAAUACGUAUGGAACAAGAGGGGUAGGAGUUGCUUUAAGAGUGGCAGGGGAUAAGGCUGCAUUCUAUGGCUGCAGAAUGGUAUCAUACCAGGAUACUCUCCUUGAUGACACUGGAAGACAUUAUUAUAAAAGUUGUUACAUUGAAGGAGCUACUGAUUUCAUAUGUGGCAAUGCUGCUUCUCUCUUUGAGAAAUGUCAUGUACAUUCGGUGAUUGAAGUUGGAGUUGCUGCUAUUACUGCCCAAAAGAGGGAGACACCAUUGGAAAGUACUGGUUUUAUUUUUUUGGGAUGCAAAAUCACAGGCAAAGGGGUCGAAACAACAUUCCUUGGAAGGCCAUGGGGUGUGCAUUCUAGGGUGAUUUUUACACUAAGUUACUUGUCUAGUGCAAUUUCGACUGUAGGAUGGGACAAUUGGGGUGACUCCAAAAAAGAGAGAACUGUGACAUAUGGAGAGUACAAGUGCUAUGGACCAGGUGCCAAUAGAGCAAAAAGAGUUGGUUGGUCGAAAGGUCUCACAAAUGAAGAAGCUGCACCAUUCUUGAGCAAGGACAUGAUUGGUGGAAGAGGGUGGAUUAGACCUGCACCAAUCAAGUUUAAGAAAGGCUUCUCUUCUAAUCCUGGGAAGUUAUGAAGUCCCUAUGGAAAUAAUGGCUAAUUCAAAUUACAAAUUAUAUUGGUAUAAAUAUGUAGAUUUAUUUUUGUAUAUUCUGUGUAAUAUAUUUUUUUUUUUUUUGAGGAGAUGUAUUUUGUAAUCUUAAUUUAUUAUAUGGUGAUUGAAUUUUAAAAUAUUUGUAUUGAUAAAUGAAAUUCCGUUUGAUUUA